Scheffersomyces coipomensis is the source of this 1478-nucleotide messenger RNA. RefSeq names its product glucose-6-phosphate 1-epimerase. NCBI's taxonomy places the organism in Eukaryota, Fungi, Ascomycota, Pichiomycetes, Serinales, Debaryomycetaceae. Gene Ontology annotation, molecular function: glucose-6-phosphate 1-epimerase activity; carbohydrate binding. The record is from RefSeq and is a predicted model, not a curated record. Bases 283 to 1191 code for a protein of 302 amino acids. The transcript has a single exon. Gene Ontology annotation, biological process: carbohydrate metabolic process. Gene Ontology annotation, cellular component: cytoplasm.
UAUUUUAAUUAACUUUACUAUUAACUAUGUUACCGUUUAUCAUUUAAUCAGAUGAUGUAAACCACGUGACUAACUGAUCACGUUCUUGUUUCAUAAUGUAACCCGCAAGUUCACUGUCCGAUGUCGUAUAUACAGGAAUCAUUGUAUAAUAUAGAGUGUACACUGUGGUAUCGACUAUCAAUUUUCAGUUGCCAUUACUGAUCAAACAUAGAACACGUCUCCCCCCUUCAAUUGACUUGACAAUAAACUUUCUCCCAAUCUAAUCUAUUCUAAUCCUUAACCAUGCCAGUGGAAGAAACUGAUACUCAAGUCAUUGUCACUUUACCUUCUGAUCCAACUACUAAAGUUACCAUUUUAAAAUAUGGUGGUACUGUUAUUUCUUGGUUAAAUAAAGGUAAUGAACAAUUAUGGGUUAGUGAAGGAGCAUUUUUAGAUGGUUCUAAACCAGUUAGAGGAGGUAUUCCAUUGGUUUUCCCUAUCUUUGGUAAACAAAAAGAUGAAUCUCAUCCCACUUAUCCUUUACCUCAACAUGGAUUUGUUAGAAAUUCAACUUGGGAAUUUUUAGGUCAAACUACUGCUAAUCCUCCUACUGUUCAAUUUGGUUUAGGACCUGAACAAAUUAAUUCAGAUUUAUUAAAAUUAUGGGAUAAUGGUUCAAAUGAUUUUACUUUAAUCUUAACUGUUAAAUUAGAAGCUGAAAAAUUAACAACUGAAAUUGAAGUUGAAAAUACAGGUUCAAAGAAAUUCGAAUUUAAUUGGUUAUUCCAUACUUAUUUUAAAAUCCCUGAUAUUACCGAUACUUUAAUCAAUAAUUUAAUUGAUCAAAAAUGUUAUGAUCAAUUAUUAAAAGAACAUUAUACUGAAAAAUCUCCUAUUAUCAGUUUUCAUGAAGAAUUUGAUCGUAUUUAUCAAUCAAUCCCAUUGGAUAAAAUCUUUCAAAUCAUUGAAUUCGGUAAAGUCCUCAUUAACGUUCGUAGAUUGAAUUUACCUGAUGCAGUAGUUUGGAAUCCUUGGAUUAAAAAAUCAGAAGCUACAGCUGAUUUUUUCCCAAAAACAGGUUAUCUUAAUAUGGUUUGUGUUGAACCUGGUAAUGUUUCUUCAUUUAUAAAUUUAAAUGCUGGUGAAAAAUGGAAAGGUGGUCAAGAAUUAAGUAUUGGUGGUGAAAUUAAAGUUCAAACUAACAUUUAUUAAAUCGAAACAUUUUCUGUUUUCUCUAUAUAAAUCUAUAUAAACAAAUAUAAACUUUUUAAUCCAUAUUCUUUAAUGAAAUUGUUGUUUAAAUCGAGCAAAUUUACUUAGGGACUUUUGUGAUGAAUUAAUAUUAGUUUUAUUAUCAGGUAAGGAUUUUUGCGAUGAUGAUAUAGUUGGUUUAUUAUAUAAUGAAAAUGGUUGGGGAAUCGUUACUUUCAGAUUUGGAUUAAUUUUAUAAUGUGAUGGUUCAUUAAUUUUGCUAGAUUUCGAUAAGAUUUUAUCAUGAG